GGUCGUCAAGACAACAAACAUAGCCUAUAAAACGUGCUAUUGAAUGAUGUAUUGCUUCUGUGAUUGUCUUGAGUGACUCCGUGAAUGCGAGCGGCUGAGCUCAUAUCUCACUGUAUUUCCAGCGUGUGACUCACUGAGGACGUCCCCCCAGCUUCGCUCUUUAAUUUGACUACAGCCCCAGUUUCACUUCAGUGUUGACAGCGGCGCGUGGCGAGCUAGUCGCUUUUUUUUUUUUAGAUGACUAUUUGUAACAAACGGGAAACUGCAGUGGAAAGCGAGUUUAACUUUUAGACUUUGUGACCACGGAUGAACCAUGGCUACAAUAACGUGUCGUGUGCAAUACCUGGAGGACUCGGACCCAUUCGUGUGCUCAAAUUUCCCCGAGCCCCGCAGACCUCUGCAGUAUGACCUCAACGAGCAUUUGCUGUUGAACGAACAGAUCGCCGGCAUUCACAAACUGCUAGAAGCUCCUUUGAAGUUAGAGGAGUGUGCACUGCAACUGGCUUCUAAUGGCAACUACCUGGAUCUGGAUUCAUCCCUUGCUGAACAGAGAGAUGAUCUGGAGCAACUCUAUGACGACGUGGAAAAAGGCAAAAAGCCCAUCUUGAUUCUCCGUACGCAGCUCUCAGUACGGGUUCAUUCCAUCCUAGAGAAGUUGUAUAAUUCCCAUGGUCCUGAGCUUCGGCGGUCCUUGUUCUCAUUAAAGCAACUCUUUCAGGAUGAUAAGGACUUGGUUCCAGAGUUUGUGAUCUCCGAGGGUCUGACGUGUUUCAUUAAAGUGGGUGCUGAGGCAGAUCAUAACUACCAGAACUACAUUCUCAGAGCUCUCAGUCAGAUCAUGCUGUUUGUGGACGGAAUGAACGGUGUUGUGAACCACAAUGAGACAGUACAGUGGCUGUACACACUGACUGGCAGCCUGUCUCGGCUGGUUGUGAAGACGGCUCUGAAGUUGCUGAUAGUGUUUGUGGAGUACACUGAGUCCAACAGUCCACUGCUUAUUCAAGCUGUCAGCAUUGUGGAUGGCAAGAGAGAUGUAAAGCCUUGGGCGUAUCUAACAGAGAUCCUGUCAGAGAAGAAUGGAUCAGACACAGAGCUGCUCAUCUACACCAUGACCCUCAUCAACAAGACUCUGUCUGCGCUUCCCGAUCAGGACUCAUUUUAUGACAUGACCGAUUGCUUGGAGCAGCUAGGAAUGGAAGGCAUCGUCCAGAAACACAUGACUAGCAGCGGCACCGAGGGUGACCUUAAACAACAGUUCAUAAUUUAUGAGAAUGCCCUCAAGAAUGAAGAUGGUGAGAUCGAUGAAGGGGCACCAAAUGUCCGUAAAGACCGAAGGAAACUGACACCCAGCGAGCAGGAGGGGAGGAGGAGCCGACGGUCAUCUUCUCACAAUCUUACAGAUAGUUCCUUUCGACCAGCUUCCCCAACUGUAUCAGUCUCGUCUAACAGCCCUACCCCAGAGGUGAUGCAAACAGCCUCCCCUCAGCUGUCAGAUUCCUCUUAUUCUCCUGUUCCUGGCAGUCCUGUGUUGACCAGUCCCUCCUUUAUGACCCCUGGCUCUCCCACUCCUCCUGUCACUCCGGCGACUAAUGGAGCAGAGUCUACAGCUACAGCUGAGCAGGAACACAACUUGGGGCGCUCUUUUAUGAGUCACUACAUAGCUCACAUGGGGAUUUCUAGACGGAGGUUAAAAAAGGAGAGGUCUAUAACAGAGGGAACCUCCAGCAUCUCCAGCAGAGAGUCUUUCACAGCAACAGACUCUCCUCAGGAGGUCCCUUCCCAGACGGGAGCAGAGCAGCCCAGCCAGACGGAGGGAAAGCGAGUCUUCAAACAGCAGCAGGCAGACAGUGUUUGGUUUGGGGGAUCUAUUAGUGGUCAGGAAUCUGAAGAGGUAAACUUGACCAGGCACACCCUGGAGCAGCCAGAGGACACAACAACAGCCCACAAUGAAGCAGAGGGGGGUUUGCAGCGUCAGGGCAGUGCAGCGGAACAGCACAGCACCCUCUCUAAUGACAGGAAGUUCAUGUUGGAUAUGCUCUACUCCAAAAACAACACCACCUCUGGAGGCCUAAAAAGUCCUGGUCUGGAAAGUGGACCACUUGAGGACCAUGGGAUCACCAGUAUGGCCGGACGGCUCUCCAGACUGCAGUCUUGCACUUCUCAGCCCACAGAGGACACAUCCAGGUGGGCGGACCUGGAGAUCCCUGAAGGUACUGCUCAGGCUGCUCGCACCAGGCUAGCAGAGGAACAGAGCAAGAAGCUGCGUCCACAGUACAGUAUUGAAGCGGAGACUCAUUCACAGAGUUUAGAGAAGACCAUGAUGACGCCAUUAUCCAGGGGUAGUCAGGAUGCCUGGGAGAAGCUGCAGCCCAGCUCCAGACCUCUGCGGAUUAAAGAUCUUGACUUCUCCGAUCUGAUGGAGGAGGAGGAUAUCGAUGUACUGGAUAUAGACACUUUUGACACUGGUUUGCCUUAUGGAUUACCGCCGCCCCCUCCUCCAGUGCCAGGACUGGGCUCAGCCCCCCCACCGCCGCCACCCCCUCCUCCUCCUGGACCUGCUGGUCUGGCUCCACCCCCUCCUCCUCCACCUCCUCCUGGAGGUUUGAGUGUGCCUCCUCCACCUCCAGGACUCCUCCUUCCGUCCCCGUCUCAAGGGAAUGAUCCGGCUAUUCUAAAGAAACGGAAAACGGUCAAGCUGUUCUGGAAGGAGCUUAAGCAGCCCGACAGCCCCAGGAAGUGCAAGUUUGGGCGGGGCACAGUUUGGGCUUCACUUGAUAAGGUUGCAGUCGAUACAGCUAAGCUGGAGCACCUGUUUGAGUCCAAGGGAAAGGAUCUUCCAGUAGCAAAGAAAAGUGCUGAGAUCAAGAAAGCAGCCAUUUUAGUGCUUGAUCCAAAGAGGAGCAAUGCCAUCAACAUCGGCAUGACUGUUUUGCCUGCUAUACAUGUCAUUAAAAGUGCCAUCCUCACCUUUGAUGAGUUUUCCAUCAGUAAAGAGGGCAUUGAGAAAAUCCUGACCAUGAUUCCAACUGAUGAAGAGAAACAGAAGAUUCAGGAGGCGCAGCUGGCCAACCCUGAUGUACCGCUGGGCACAGCAGAGCAGUUUCUGCUCACUCUCUCAUCCAUCAGUGGCCUCACGGCCAGAUUACAGCUCUGGGCCUUUAAACUGAACUAUGAGACCCUGGAGAAAGAGAUUGCAGAGCCUCUUUUUGACCUGAAACUGGGUAUGGAACAACUCGCCAAGAACAAAACCUUCAAGCGUAUCCUAGCAACACUACUGGCCAUUGGCAACUUCCUCAAUAGCUCCAAUGCUAAGGGCUUUGAGCUCAGUUAUCUGGAGAAGGUUACUGAGGUGAAGGACACAGUACACAGGCAGUCUCUGCUUCAUCAUACCUGCAAUUUUGUGGUGGAAAACUACCCAGAUACGACAGACCUUUACUCUGAGAUCCCUGCUAACACACGCUCUGCUAAAGUGGAUUUUGAGCAGCUGUCUGAAAACCUGAUUCAGUUGGAGAGAAAAUGCAAAGCAUCUUGGGACAACCUUAAAGUAGUGGCCAAACAUGAAACUAAACCUAACUUGAAAAACAAAAUGACAGAAUUUCUGAAAGACUGUACUGAAAGGAUCAUCAUCCUGAAAGUAGUGCAUAGGCGCAUUAUUAAUAGGUUUCAUUCCUUCUUGCUGUACUUGGGUCAGCCCUCAUACUCGGUGCGGGACACUAAAGUAACUCAGUUCUGUAAGAUCAUCAGUGAGUUUGCCCUCGAGUACCGCACCACACGAGAGAGAGUCCUCACCCAAAAACGCAAACGUGCCGUCCACCGCGAGCGCACCAAGACCCGGGGCAAACUGAUCACUGAGACAGAGAAGUUUUCUGGAGCAGUUCCACAGCUGUCUCUGGAGGACAACCCAUCCCCGGUUUCUUCAACAGUAGAAUCAGAGCCAGCCCAAGAGGAGCAUGAGAACAUGAAAAACCUGCUCAUUGCCAACAACGACAACAGCAAGCUGCGCAGGAGCCGUGCUGUACGAAAGAUUCUUACCACUGGUGGGGACACUUCUCCAAUUUCACCAACUCUUCAUUUGAGUGAUGAAGAGGGGCCUUAUGACUCUGACAGCACUCCUACUUCACCAGUAGAGAGCCAAUCAGCACAGGAUGAUGAUGAUGAUGAAGGUUUUGGCAGGGUUAACACAAACAUGUCUGUAGCCAAAGAGGACAGCCCCAGCUCACAGGACGAUGCCACAGAUGAGAUAAUGGAUCGUCUGGUUAAAUCUGUCACCCAGAAUCCCACAGAGAGGGCAUCUAGUCCAAAAACACGGAAACGCUCGCGGCUUAACAGAAAGUCAUAUUUCUACACAGGUUUUGGCAGGGUUAACACAAACAUGUCUGUAGCCAAAGAGGACAGCCCCAGCUCACAGGACGAUGCCACAGAUGAGAUAAUGGAUCGUCUGGUUAAAUCUGUCACCCAGAAUCCCACAGAGAGGGCAUCUAGUCCAAAAACACGGAAACGCUCGCGGCUUAACAGAAAGUCAUUGCGGAGGACUCUGAAGAGUGGGCUGAGCGUGGACGUGGUGCAGGCCCUUGGCCUCGGCAGUACUAACGUGAAGGUCUGAAGCUGGUAGUUCUCAUGUGGGGGAAACUGUAGCAAGACCGCAAUGAGGCCCUAAGGAGAUCUGCGUUAAUGACAGGAAGAUCUGUGAUAAAGACAUUUCAUGGGAUGCCUGCAACUAAAUUUGUCUGCCAAUCUGGACGAUUCAGUGGAUGAAUCAUGUACUUCCAGUUGAAAUACAAACAGCUGCAUUACUAUACAAAUACCUGAAUGCAUGUGCAUGAUGUCCAUUAGACAUAUCAUGAUUUGAUUGGUACAAACUUUAAUGACAUAGUAUUAAAUAUCAGCCCAUGUUUACUGAUGGAGAAUAGAUGCAUUUAUGAUCCAGGGAAUUAAAAUGUUAUAUAUUUUAACCAGAUGCACAUAUAUUAUUUUGUGUAGAGCCUUAGAUUGCAUAGAUUGGAGCACAAUUUAUCAGUCAAGGAUAUGUAUCUAAGGGUUUGAAAGGUUUUAAGUUAGUACUGCUUUUUUUAAGACCAACCUUUUAUAUUUUAGCCAUACCUGUUAGAAUGGCUCAGCUCAAGGUUAGGAUCAUGGAAGCCAGUAAUUGAGAUCAGUGCAAUAGGGUAACUCAAACACACUGGUUUCCUGCGCCCAUUAAUGCAGCUAAACCCUGGAAUAAACGGCACUGUCAGUAAUGAUUGACCAUUGAAAACUCCUUAGUCUUGUACAGGGUCUAAUUUGUGUCUGGAAAGCUGACCCAUGUGCACCUGGGUGGUGUUCAACUGAAUAUCCUGACUACCAAGGAGAUCUUGAUUAGCGAGGACAUAAACUAGGUCACAUUUGUUUUUCUUUUAUUAAUCACAGAGCUCUCUUGAUAGGUUUGUGGAUGCUACAACAGUCCUGUAUUCUGCUGUAUCACAUUUCUGUCCUGAUAUUUAUUAUUGUGCGGUUUUUUGGAGUUCUUUCACCUUUUUAGCUAUACCAUAGUUAUGAUGUUUUAAAAUAUGUGCAUGGACCACUCUGUUUCUUGCUGAAGAGAAGUGUUGCGUUAAAGGCACAGUAUUUCUGACGCAAAUUU
This is a messenger RNA of Sinocyclocheilus grahami, 5620 nucleotides long. RefSeq names its product FH1/FH2 domain-containing protein 1-like. Gene Ontology annotation, biological process: cortical actin cytoskeleton organization. Gene Ontology annotation, cellular component: cytoplasm; cytoskeleton. The transcript is spliced from 29 exons. Gene Ontology annotation, molecular function: actin filament binding. NCBI's taxonomy places the organism in Eukaryota, Metazoa, Chordata, Actinopteri, Cypriniformes, Cyprinidae. The coding region runs from base 314 to 4603 and encodes 1429 amino acids. The record is from RefSeq and is a predicted model, not a curated record.